GAAUUUACAGAAACUGAUUGAUGAAAUUCUUAUUGCCCAAAAAAAGAAAAGAAAAAGAAAAUAACAGACGCAAACCAGAGCGCGAAAAGAGCGAAGCAAUGUUAACGAUACGCCGCUUCCACUCAUCAAUGGCAUCGUCGCUCUCUCUCUGUCUCUCCACAGCGCAUCCACGGCGGUUCAAACGCUCAAACACAGUCUUCACUACCCCCGCCUCUACUCUUCUUUACCCUAGAACUUCUUGUCUCUCUUUCCGUUCCAAUUCUCAGAGCUCUACCGAUUUCACUGACCCAGCGGUUCCCCAGUAUUCCUCAAAACAGAGCCCUUUGAAACCUGGCUUGUAUCUGGUGGGAACUCCAAUUGGAAACCUUGAAGACAUUACGUUACGAGCGCUGCGUGUGUUAAAAUCUGCCGAUGUGAUACUCUCUGAAGAUACAAGGCAUUCAGGGAAUUUGCUUCAGCAUUACAAUAUCAAAACUCCACUUCUGAGUUUUCAUAAAUUCAAUGAGUCGCAAAGAGAACAUGCAGUUCUAAAGAAAUUAAGAGAAGGGGAAAUUGUGGCUCAAAUCAGUGAUGCAGGCACUCCGGGCAUCAGUGAUCCGGGUAUGGCAUUGGUAAAACUAUGUGUAAAUGAAAAGAUUCCUGUUAUUCCUAUUCCUGGACCUUCUGCUUUGGUAGCGGGACUUUCUGCCUCAGGUUUGGCCACUGAUGAAUUCACAUUCGUUGGGUUUCUGCCUAAACACGCCGGAUCAAGAAGAGAGAGGCUGAUUGUUGCCGCAAAUGAAACAGCAACGCAGAUAUUCUUUGUUCCUCCACAUAAGCUGUGCCAAUUCAUUGAAGAUGCUUCUUCUUCUUUCGGUGAGCAGAGACAAUGCGUUAUUGCUCGAGAGAUGACAAAAAUACAUGAAGAGUUUUGGCGUGGUACUUUGGGAGGAGCAAAAGAGGCAUUCUCAACUCGCCAACCAAAGGGUGAAAUCACUUUCUUAAUUGAAGGAAAAGCAAAUGUGGUUGAAACUCCAUCUGAAUCACAACUUGAGAACGAACUGAGAGAGUUGAUCUCUGUAGGGCAUAGCUUAUCUGAGGCAGUCAAGUUGGUAGCCAGUGGAACAUCUGUGAGAAGAAAAGUGGUAUAUUCACUUGCACUACGGAAAUUUGGGAAGCAAGUUGAUGUGGAGGAAGAUUGAUGCAGAUUAUCCUGUAAUUACUCGUUGCUGGUUGUACAGUUGACAUGGAUUUGAGUUGCGGUACCCCAGAGCAAGUGGGAUUUAGACAUGGUCCAGUUGAUUUAUUGCUAACUCCUUGGAUUCCCCCUCCUUUUCAGUCCAUUUUCAUCCAGAUUUAUACACGUCAGCAAAGAAUGGGGUGUCGACACUAUAGAGAAGUAAAGCAUGGAUUGUUGCACUUAAAUGCCAAGGGGAGAAGCAGAACAAAAUUAUGCUGUUUUUCUAUGUUGCCCCUCGUUGGUUUUGGAGCAUCGAUGCCCCCUGAAUUGUGGACCGUUAGAUUAGAGUGUAGCCAGAUCACAGCCUUUCACCGAUACCAUUAUAACUACUAGUACUAAUUAGAAAUCGAAGACUGGAGAAUAAGGAUGAAGUACAGAAGAUACGCAAACCUAGGAUUGAGCCAUCUGUUACUCGAUAAGCAACCAGCUUCAGAAAAUACUAGUGUUCUUUUGUAUUAAGGUUCUCAUGCUUUUGUAUCCAUCCGUUACUCGAUAAGCAACCAGCUUCAGAAAAUAUAGGCACGAGGUAACUGGCGUUGAGCCAAACUCGAUAAAGGCUCGAGUAACCAGUAUUAAUGUUUCGGUUUUACAAUCUAAACUUUUAAAUUUCUUGGGAAUAGAGAUUUUUUUUAAAAAU
Molecule: messenger RNA, 1856 nt
Organism: Rhododendron vialii
Lineage: Eukaryota; Viridiplantae; Streptophyta; Magnoliopsida; Ericales; Ericaceae
Exons: 10
Coding region: 21-1181 (386 amino acids)
Molecular function (GO): methyltransferase activity
Source: RefSeq, a predicted model, not a curated record